This is a messenger RNA of Equus caballus (horse), 3443 nucleotides long. RefSeq names its product solute carrier family 46 member 3 (gene SLC46A3). Lineage: Eukaryota; Metazoa; Chordata; Mammalia; Perissodactyla; Equidae. Gene Ontology annotation, cellular component: lysosomal membrane. Gene Ontology annotation, biological process: vacuolar transmembrane transport. The record is from RefSeq and is a predicted model, not a curated record. Gene Ontology annotation, molecular function: transmembrane transporter activity.
UGCCGGCGCCUCCGAGCCCGCCGAGGCCGGCCCGCGGGGCCACCGAGGAGCCCAGCGAGGGCCGCGCGGCGGACUGUCGCCGUUGUCACUGUGGACGCGGAAGUGCGCCUUCCUCGGUUUGCCUGAAAAUAGGGGCUUGCGGCUCGCAGACAGGUGGAUCCGAUCGGGUUCAAGGGAGACCCCUCUGCGCGUCCCGGCGCGGCCGGCCCGGGGUCCCCUGCUGCGCGGGAGGCGCUGUGAGCUCAGGGUCUCCCAGAGGCGACAGCCCCCCGGGAGUGCGGGCCCCUAAACGGGGCCUUUGCUGCUGUGCCUAGCCUGGCAGCAAGGCUGUAACCGUGGGAGAAUUCAGCUUCCUACCCAAGCAAAAUGAAGAUUUUUUUGGUAGAACCUGCCAUUUGCCUUAGUGCAUUUGCUAUGGCUUUGACCUCUCCGCUGACAACACAGUAUGUGUAUAGGAGGGUAUGGGAAGAAACUGGCAACUACAGUUUUGUAUCCAACAAUAUUUCUGAGUGUGAACAAAACAAAAGCAGCCCGAUUUUUGCAUUCCAGGAGGAAGUUCAGAAAAAAGUGUCUCUUUUUAAUCUGCAGAUGGACAUAAGUGGGUUAAUUCCUGGUCUAGUGUCUACGUUCCUACUUUUGUCUCAUAGUGAUCAGCAGGGACGAAAAUUCCCUUUGAUUUUGGCCUCUGUCGGUGCCCUGGCAACUAAUGUUUGGCUCUGUUUGCUUUCCUAUUUUGCCUUCCCAUUCCAGCUUUUGAUUGCAUCUACCUUCAUUGGUGCACUUUGUGGCAAUUAUACCACAUUUUUUGGAGCCUGUCUUGCCUACAUAGUUGAUCAGUGUAAAGAAGAGAAACAAAGAACAAUUCGAAUAGCUAUAAUUGACUUCCUACUUGGACUAGUUACUGGAUUAACAGGACUGUCUUCUGGCUAUUUUAUUAGAGAACUAGGUUUUGUGUGGUCGUUUUUAAUUAUUUCUAUGGCUCAUCUUGUUAACUUGAUUUAUAUUUUAUUUUUUCUUGGUGAUUCAAUGAAACAGUCUUCAUCUCAGAAUGUUUCCACAUCCUGUAGUGAAAGCUUUAAAAACCUAUUUUACCGAGCUUACCUGCUUUUUAAAAAUGCUCCUGGUGAGCGACGGUGUUUGCUCUGUUUGUUACUUUUUACAAUGAUCACUUAUUUUCUCGUGGUGAUUGGCACUGCUCCCAUUUUUAUCCUUUAUGAGUUGGAUUCACCACUCUGCUGGAAUGAAGUUUAUAUAGGUUAUGGUUCAGCUUUGGGUAGUCUGUCUUUUUUGACUAGUUUCCUAGGAAUAUGGAUUUUUUCUUACUGUAUGGAAGAUAUUCAUAUGGCCUUCAUUGGAAUUUUUACCACCACAGCGGGAAUGGCUAUGACCGCUUUUUCCAGAACAACAUUGAUGAUGCUUUUAGUCAGACUGCCGUUCCUUUUCCUUAUUGUGCCGCUCUCUGUUCUGCGGUCCAUGAUGUCAAAAGUGGUUCAUUCUACUGAACAAGGUACCCUGUUUGCCUGUAUUGCUUUCUUAGAAACACUUGGCGGAGUCGCUGCAGUUUCUACUUUUAAUGGAAUUUAUUCAGCCACUGUUGCUUGGUACCCAGGCUUCACCUUUCUGCUGUCUGCUGUUCUAUUACUAAUUCCAGCAAUCAGUCUAUGUAUUGUCAAGUGCACCAGCUGGAGUGAAGGAAGCUAUAUACUUUCUGUACAAGAAGAAUCCAGUGAAGACGCUUCUGACAGUUGAUUGAUUGUGAUUUUUAAAAAGCAAAAUGCACAUAUCAUAUCCUCUGACUUCUGAAGAAUAUAAACCAGCCCCAUAAUCCUUUCGUCAUGAAUAAUCAAUGCUGCAGAUCCAGGCUGCUAAACUGAGCAGUGAGACAGCCCCGGCUCCCGCUUCUGACAGUACCACUCACUCUGAGCACUUUAUGACUAUCACGUGAGAGGUUUCCAGUGCAUAGAAGAACAAAUCGCAAAACACUUCCCACUUUGGGACUCACAAAAGAAACUGAAACGUCCUGGUAUAAGGAGGGAUUAAGACGCUUGAUUCAAUCAAAAGCAAUAAUCUCCCUCCCAUGCUCCAGUCUCUCACACUGACACCGAGGAGAGCUCUUUACCUCAGUUUCAUCAUCUGCACAAAGGGUGUCUGACGUCUCACAAGGACUUUGAAGGCAUAACUGUUGAAAAUUAUGAUAAAUCUUUCACUGAUAGGAAACUAAUGAUGGGAGUUCAAAUAUUUAUAAUAUAAUUUUACCGCUCCUUGGGUAAUGCUUUGUUUUAUAGAACCCAUCAGCUGUUAUUGAUAGUCAAAACUUUUAAUCAAUGCAAAAUCCUUAAAAGGGAAGGACUUUAAAGAAUACAUAUUUUCACUUUUCCUAAUAUGUUUCAUCAGUGAACAGGCAUGAUAAUAUUUCUACAUGUAACAUAGGGGUGACUGGAAAAAAAUAAGAUUAUAAAUAAAAUUGUUUCUAAAGAAAUGUAAAAACAGUAAACAGCUAAAAGGGAAGUAAUUAAUAUCAUAGAGCCAAUAUUCGUUCCUUAUUUCUGUCAAAGGUUAUCCAUUUCUUUCUGCCUUGACUCAUCCUGGGAUCCACCCUGGGCCCUGAAAACACCACAUUCUCUCAUGUCUCCUGUCUUUUGACAUGCUCUUCCAUUUGCCCUUUCUCCCUCGUGACACUGACGUUUUCAAGUCUCAGCCGAAACAUUGCUGCUUCUGGGUAGCCUUUUUGACAUUUCUUCCCUAUUCCUACACCCGCCACCCCACCGUCCCGGCAGGGCUCCCAGAACACUGCGUAUACUUCCGUCCUAGCAUAUCCCACUGCCUUGUCAUGUUUGUUUCCCUAUUUGACAAUGAGCACCUUGAGGACAGGGACCAUCUUUGAUUACUUAUCAUAUCCUCAAUAAAUGUUUGUUGAACUAAAUGACUACAAAAUUUUGUUUUAAGUUGUAAAAAUAAUUUAAAGCUAUAUAUUUAAUGCAUCAUGAGAGUAACCACUGAUAUCAUGCCAUAGUCAUUAAGCCAGCCUUGCAAAUAAAUUGAAAAAUAUGCUAGCUCAUACACUUUUUAAGUGGGUCUAUAGUAUUUUCACAGGUCCUUCAGUACCUCCCAUUUUCUAAGUUACCUUAUGUAACACAUGCCUUGAAGGACAACUAGAUGAUUAACUUCUUCAUAAUCUCUUGAAAGCAGAUACAGUCUUCUGUCUGAGAGCAUUGCUUUACGGCUUUUUCCUGUAGGGUAAUGAAUGAUGGCUUAACUAGCAAAUAGCACUCGUAAUUUAAAAUACUGGAAAUUCUUACUUCCAAGACAUUCCUUUUAGUUAUAGCUAAUAUUUUCUGGCAUGGGAGCCCAUGUAAGAACUGAGUGAUUCUCACAUUUAUUUAUUGUUUUCCUUCCUGUUCAAUGCUCUUCCAAAGCCAAAAUAAAAAGUACUUUACGAUUUA